GCCCGGCUCUUCUUCCCCGUGGGCGGGUGGCCCUGGCAGCCAUGGUGCGGAACGUGGACGACCUGGACUUCCGCGUGCCCUCGCACGCCCAGGACAUGCUGGACGGCCUGCAGCGGCUGCGCUCCCAGCCCAAGCUGGCCGACCUCACGCUGCUGGUGGGUGGCCGGGAGCUGCCCUGCCACCGCGCCCUCCUGGCGCUGAGCAGCCCCUACUUCCACGCCAUGUUCGCGGGCAACUUCGCCGAGAGUUUCUCGGCGCGAGUGGAGCUGCGGGACGUGGAGCCCGCCGUGGUGGGGCAGCUGGUGGACUUCGUGUACACGGGCCGGCUGACCGUCACGCAGGGCAACGUGGAGGCGCUGACGCGCGCGGCCGCCCGCCUGCACUUCCCCGCCGUGCAGAAGGUCUGCGGCCGCUACCUGCAGCACCAGCUGGACGCCACCAACUGCCUGGGCAUCUGCGAGUUUGGGGAGCAGCAGGGGCUGCCGGGCGUGGCCGCCAAGGCCCGGGCCUUCCUGCGGGAGAACUUCGAGGCCGUGGCCCGGGAGGACGAGUUCCUGCAGCUGCCCCGGGACCGGCUGGCCACCUGCCUGGCCGGCGAGCUGCUGCAGGUGCAGCCGGACCAGAGCCGGCUGGAGGCCCUGCUGCGCUGGGCGCGUCACGACCCUCAGGCCCGGGCCGUCCACCUGCCCGAGCUGCUCAGCCUGGUGCGCCUGGACGCCGUGCCCAGGCCGCGCGUGCAGCACCUGCUGGCCACGGAGCCGCUGAUCCGGGGCUCGGAGGAGUGUCGGGUGGCCCUGUCCCAGGGUCACGACGAGGCGCUGCCGGGCCUCCCGCAGAAGCUGCAGGAGGUUCUGGUGGUUGUGGGCGGGCGGGCACUGGAGGAUGAGGAGGGGGCCGAGGAAGCCACCCCUCACGGCAGGAACUUCGCCUUCUACGACACCAAGGCCAAGAAGUGGAUGGCGCUCCCAGACUUCCCCGACUACCACAAGUGGGGCUUCUCCCUGACGGCACUCAACAACACCGUCUAUGUCACAGGUGGCUCCCGGGGCACCAAGACAGACACCUGGUCAACCACCCAGGCCUGGUGCUUCCCUCUGAAGGAGGCAGCCUGGAAGCCAGUGACACCCAUGCUGAAGGCCCGCACGAACCACGCCAGUGUGGCGCUCAACGGGGAGAUCUAUGCCAUCGGCGGGACCACUCUGGACGUGGUGGAGGUGGAGAGCUACGACCCCUACACAGACACCUGGACGCCCAUCAGCCCGGCCCUCAAGUACGUCAGCAACUUCUCCGCGGCCGGCUGCCAGGGCAGGCUGUACCUGGUGGGCUCCAGCGCCUGCAAAUACAACGCCCUGGCCCUGCAGUGCUACAACCCUGUCACAGACUUGUGGAGCGUGAUCGCCUCGCCCUUCCUCCCCAAGUACCUGUCCUCGCCCCGCUGCGCCGCACUGCAGGGGACUCUCUACCUGGUCGGUGACAACACCAAGAAGGUCUACAUGUACGACCCCGGGGCCAACCUGUGGCAGAAGGUGCAGUCCCUGCACAGCCUGCACGAGAACGGUGCGUUGGUGCCGCUGGGUGACACGCUGUACGUGACGGGGGGCCGCUGGCAGGGCGUGGACGGCGACUACCACGUGGAGAUGGAGGUCUACGACCGCGGGCGGGACGCCUGGACCCACCACGGCGCCCUGCCCCGCCUCUGGCUCUACCACGGGGCCUCCACCGUCUUCCUGGACGUGUCCAAGUGGACCCAGCCCUUCAGCCCCACCCAGGAGCACUGAGCAGCUCUGGGUCGGACGGGGGGUGGGGGUGGG
Lynx canadensis (Canada lynx) is the source of this 1811-nucleotide messenger RNA. RefSeq names its product kelch like family member 30 (gene KLHL30). Gene Ontology annotation, molecular function: protein binding. The transcript is spliced from 7 exons. The coding region runs from base 42 to 1778 and encodes 578 amino acids. Lineage: Eukaryota; Metazoa; Chordata; Mammalia; Carnivora; Felidae. The record is from RefSeq and is a predicted model, not a curated record.